CAUUGGUGGCAAUGCAAUUUUUUGUAUUUUUCUGUCCAACUUUUAGAUUUGGCUUGACUUGAUUGGGACAUGAUUUAUUUUUAAGUUCAAGGUCAUUUUUAUCUAAAAUGUGGUGUGCUUUUGCGAUAAAUUCAACUUAUUUCGGACUCUAUUUACAUUUUUUACCUUUCUAAAAUAUUUUGUGUCACGUGAUCGUAUAUUGAAUUUUAAUUGGUCGUCGGUGAGCGUGCCCUGCGCGACGCAAGAGGCGCAAUAAUAGUUUUCCAAAAUGCCGUCGGAAUCUAAACCUUUGUUGGCAGCUCAAACAGAAAAACCCAAUCAUUACAAAUAUCUAAAGGAAUUCCGAGUGGAGCAGUGUCCGUCGUUCUUACAACACAAAUGUACCCAACAUAGGCCUUUCACAUGUUUUCAUUGGCAUUUUAAUAAUCAAAGAAGACGAAGACCUGUUAGAAAAAGAGAUGGAUCUUUCAAUUAUAGCGCUGAUAACUACUGUACCAAAUAUAAUGAGACGUCUGGUAUAUGCGAGGAUGGUGACGAUUGCCCAUACCUCCACCGCACCGCGGGCGACACAGAGCGACGGUAUCACCUCCGCUACUACAAAACUUGCAUGUGUGUGCAUGAUACGGACGCGCGGGGGCUCUGUACCAAGAACGGGGCGCACUGUGCGUUCGCGCACGGAGCCCCGGACCUGCGGCCCCCGGUGCUGGACGUGCGGGAGCUCCAGGCGCUGGAGAACCCGGACGGGGCGGACGGGGACUGCGCGGCGCCCAACGCUUUGGAUAAGGAGAGGAAUUUGAUGAAUGAGGACCCCAAAUGGCAAGAUACAACCUAUGUAUUAUCAUCAUAUAAAACGGAGCCGUGUAAAAGACCACCUAGGUUAUGUAGACAAGGGUAUGCUUGCCCACAAUAUCACAAUAGUAAAGAUAAACGUAGGUCUCCAAGAAAAUAUAAAUAUCGUAGUACUCCAUGUCCCAAUGUGAAGCACGGCGAGGAGUGGGGGGAGCCUAGUAAUUGUGAGGCGGGGGACGCUUGUGGGUACUGUCAUACGCGCACUGAGCAACAGUUCCACCCGGAGAUCUACAAGUCUACGAAAUGUAAUGAUGUACAGCAAGCAGGGUACUGCCCCAGGGGACUGUUCUGUGCAUUCGCACAUGUAGAACCCGAAGAUUUAUCAGCGGCUCGUGAGCUAGCUGCUCCUUUAGAAUGUGGAACAAAUUUAGCGGAUCUAUUAUCAUCGGCGCUGCCCCCGGACAAGAAGAGCAACGACAACAGUGUCAGCUUGCUAGGCAACGCGCUCAACUUGGAGCGCGUGCGGCCGCUGUCGCCCAGCAACCUGCUGCAGACCAACGGCAGCGGCGAGGGCUCCGAGUGCGCCUCCACCUCCAGCGGGGGCUCCAGCGGCGGCCGCGCCCCGGGCUCGCAGCCGCGCACGCUGCUCCCGCUGUCGGCCUUCGGCGAACAGGAGGAGCGCAAGGCGCCUCCGCCCUCGCAGUCGGUGUGGUCGCAGCGCGCCUCCACCUUCGACGCGACCGUGCUGCAGGAGGUGGUCGGCAACGCGCUCGACGACCUGCACCUGGAGGACCCCCUGAAUCUCGUGGCGGCGCUGGACCGCGACCUGGCGGACGGCGAGGGGCUGCUGGGCGGCUCCGCGCCCGUCAAGAUCCCGCAGCCGCGGCCUCUGCGCGGCUUCAGCCCGCCGCCCGGCGGCUCCCCGCUGGCGCCGUUCCUGCGCUACGCUCAGAACGAGCCCGAGCGGCUGUUCGGCUCCCAGAUGAAGGCCGGUAGCUUCGGCGCGGCGCCGGCGGGGCCCUUCGAGGGCUUCGGCGCGGAGCUGUCGCGCCUGCGCGAGGAGCUCGUGCUGUCGCGCGCGGCCGCCGCGCGCUGGGACGAGCGCAUCGCGCAGGCGCGCGCGGCGUGCGAGGCGUGGCAGCGCGAGGCGGACGAGGCGCAGCGCAAGGCGGCGCUGGCGGAGCGGCAGCGGGACGACGCGCUGGGGCUGGCGGGGUCGCUGCGGCGGGAGCUGGACGCAGGCCGCGGUCGCCGCGAGCUGCGCGGGCUCCCGCUGCCGGCGCUCAAGGCGCUGCAGACGCAGGCGCGCCGCGAACUGGAGGACAUCGAGAAGGCGCUGUACCUGGAAACGGCCACCAAGUGCAUGGUGUGUGAGGAGCAGCCGCGCAGCGUCACGCUGGCGCCCUGCAACCACUACGUGCUGUGCGAGGGCUGCGCCGCCUCCGCGGACGAGUGCCCCUACUGCCAGACGCCGGUGCAGCACCACCAGUAGGAUGACGUUGCGUUAUGUUGUUGCGUGUCGUGCUCGUGAUGUGGUUUAGUAUCGGGUUGUCGUGUCGUGUGCCGCGCGGGGCGCGUCGCGCCGUGACGUGGCUAUGACGAUUUUGGUAAUACUAGAGCCAGCACUACUAAGAUUUUUUUUAUGUAAGUAAUAUACAUAUAUUGCUUUCCUUUUCACUCUCUCAUGUAUUACAAAACAUACAGUAACGGUAACCUUUAAACACAAAAGAAGGUAAAAAGAAAUAUAUUCCUUGCAUCAUCAAGUUGUAAUGAGUGCGGGCUCCAGUACCGCGUCAGCUCGUGGCGUCGCGACGCCCCCGCGUCUCGUGUGGUAGUUGCUCUCUACAGAUGUAGUUGUCGAGUCACGCUGUGUUUCGGGCUAUUAAUCCAAAACAAAAUACAUACUUUUCCUUGAUAUUUUUAUAUAGGGGCAAAAUGGGGUCUAAUGGGGAUAUAUAACUUGAUAAUAAUUGUAGGAUAUUUAAUUUUAGUAAAGAGCAAGACUUAUUCUGGUAAAAUAUUGGAUGAAAUUAAAAGCAUCAUAUAGGAAUUUUCGAAUUAACUGCCACUGUCAUUUAUAGUCUAAGAUAGAAUUUACUUACAGAUUUCCAAUAUUAACAAAUUAUGGGAGUUGAUAACUUUGCAAAUUUUUUUGAAUUAAUAAAUAGUUGAAAUACCUAUGCCUAUAACCUAACGAACUAAUGACUUCAUACUACUAGAGACGUAGAUAUAGAAACUUUUGUAUACAAUCGCUAUAUUUACUAUGUAGUAUUACGAAAUGGAACAAUGGGACUUUCGAAAGAAUAGCUUUUAGUAUUCGAUAAAGUAUAAUAAUAUAAAUCCUAACACCAACGCAGCAAUAUUGUUUAUCGACACAAAAUAUACAUUAUACACGUGAUUAUAUACUAUGUAUUGGAUAUUUUCAUAUAAAUCAGAUAUAUUUAGUGCAUGGUUAAACUUUAGAAGUUUUAUCUUAUACAAGAUUACUGUGCUUUUGAUGUUAUUUGGUUUGAUUGAAUUAGUCUGCUACGACACGGGUGUGUUGGCGCGUCAAUUGACAAUUUUGACCUGCACCGUUUGUAUAGGUACUAAAAAAGAUUAGCAGUCUUAUCAAAUGUCUCUGUGUUGAAAUAUACACUUGAGAAAUGAAUAUCUUUGCAUAUUAAAAAUAGUGUAAUUUCUGAUUUACAGAAUAAUUUUUAAUAUGCAAAAAAUAUUAUAUUUGCAGUGUACAUUCCAACUUACAGACAUGCCAAUAUUGUGUAUUGAAAAUACUGUAUCAUUUGCGCGUGUUUUGAACGAUAUCCUGAAUGUGAAUCUAUGUCUAAAGGUGCGUGUAUACCGUGCGAGCGAAUGCUCAUUCUAUCCUUUCAAAAUGGCUGGCCAUAGCCUGUGGCCAGGCAUUGGUGGACCACCAGAAUGAGGCUAGAAUGAGAAUUCCCCCGAUAUUGGUGUAAAUCAGCCUUAGGAUGUUUGAAAGAGAAGGAGAGAUAAGAGAUCAUUGACCUCCGGUGAUUUGCCAACUCGCUCGUGGUGUAGUUGUUUGUUGCUUUCUCGAUAUAUUAAAGUAUAGCUAUUUAUACAACAUAUGAAGUCUUUCCUGCGUGGUCGUGCUUUCAAUAAACGUGAUUAUUUGAAUGUUAUCAUAAUGUUUGUUCACGCGCCGGUGUGGAAGCAGGACUUGUAUCAUUAAUAUAACGUAGUCUUAGUUUUGUAUUGAUAUUCGAACUGCAUGAACGGAUUAUAACAUAUAUAAUCACAAUUUAAUCAGAUAUUGUUGUUGUUACGUUUUUUACAUUUUUUAAUGAAGCUUAAUCUUAGGGAAAAGUGACUGGCAUACUUCCUUCAGUUGUUUUCUAUGCACAAUAUGUAUUUCGUUUUCGCGUCGAGUACACUAAGGACCAAUAUAAAUAUAUCGAAUAUCGUAAGUGACGGAUCCCCAUUUUUGUGCUUUUCCCCCGUUUUGGGCAAUUUGUAAGCUGAUUUGGAAGUCUGUAUUUUUGGAAUUGUUUUGACUUUUUAACUGCUGUCUAUGGUCCGUAGCUACCCUACACGACAUCACUCCCUCGUAGAAAUAUAUAUUCUCUCGAUAUGCUUUAUAGGUAGUGGCUGGAGUUAUAGUUUCUAUGCUAAAAUUGUGUCUACAGAAUUCGAAAGUAUGUAUUUAAACGUUUUAAUGAAUCUAUGUGGAAGUGAUGUGGUUAUAAUGAUCAUACGACUAAAAAAAACCAUCUCUUUAGGUCAACUUCUCAAAAUGUCUACCGGUCGCUAAUUCACCACGUCUUAGAUUUAUUUAUUUAUUUAUUCAUUCAUACAACUAUCAAGAUUGUCAAUUGAUUUCCUACAUUUUUUAUAAAAUAAAUGUUGACAUUUUGCGAAUUUUGGCAAUAUUGCUAUUUUAAAGUUACAAUUAAUAUAAUACACACAUAUAGUGGUGGUGAUAAGAAAUGAGUCAGAAAUCGGUUGGCAUUUUGAAUUGACAUAAAGACCUGAUACGGCACACAGCCUGCGAAACGCAUAUACUUUAUUUGUAUGUAAUUUUAACUAGCGCGUCUUCGCAGCCAGCCACGAUUCCAUACAAAAAAGUGCACGCGUUAUACAGUCUUGUGCGAUAGCCUUAAGACGAACCGGAAUUUUGAGCCCGGAAAAAAUACUCGGUGUUUCGUCGUAAUAUUGAUGCAAACGGCGGUACUAGGCGAUCGUAGGCCUUAGAGCAUUUUAAGUUAACAUUCCCGAGUAGCGAUGUUUAUUUUUUUUCACUUGGUGUGGGUGUGCAUUAUACAAAUUGCAUUUAGUUUUAAUUUUACAAUAUAUUAAUAAAAGCGUAGAUGGACGGGCAACAUUUGUUGAUUAACCUGUCUAACGACAAUCACAGUAACGUUCACAUAAAAUACCACAUUAGAAUUUUGUGGAUAGAAGUAGAAUGUUGCCCGUGGGCAUUUCACAAGUAGUGAAGUUAGCGUCAGACAAGGAAAAUAUAUACACGUAGCGUUUCCUAAAUAUGUACUUGAAUAAGUAACUAAUUUUGACGAUUUCUCAACAUUAGAUAAAUUUUGCGUAUAUUCAAAUCCAAUCAAUAACACGACUUACAAAUUUAUUUGUCGUAAGUAUUUAAUGUCAUGUUUUUUUUUUUUGUUCAAAAUCUUUAGUAAAAUUAACUUCGUGUACACAUUUCCCUUGUCCCUAAUUCAGAGUCUUUUUUUAUUACUAGUUUUGUAUUCGCUUUACGAGUACCAUCUUUUGGGUCAAUAUCUGUAAUGUUUACAAUCAUUUAUCACGCUAUUAGGCAUUUGGAAUUAUGUAAGAACAUUUAUACGAAGGCAUUUUAUAUAAAUUUUAUUUCAAUUAUACUAAAUAUUUUAAAAAUAACAAUACCUAUUUAUAUAUUUUGAAAAUCUUGAAAGUUUUUUUGUAUCGGUAUAUAAUAAAGGAUAGUAAUAACAAAUUUAACUAAGAUAUGAUAUAAAUUAGUUGUAAGUAGCGUUUUCAAAUUGUAAUGGACAUAUUUUUAAGAGUGUAGUCUCAUCGAUGUAUCGUAAUAAGCAAUAUGACCACAGCCGCCUUUUACUCAAUACACAGAUUGAUUUACGAGUUGGUCGUCCAUUGCUCAUAUUUAAUCCAUUUUCUGACUAAAGAUAAAUGUUUAGCAUCAUGUGAUGCCUGCUCUUCAUACGGUUUGGCUUUGGUGUUCUUGUGGAAUAACGUCACAUUGCACAGCUAUAUUUCAUAUCAUAAACCUGCGCAGGAGUCUGAAAGUUAGACGUAAAAAUCCGUAUUUAUCUCAUAAACCAAACAUGACCUAGACUAGAUUUCUGCAAAUAGUUCUUGACUUGGCUUUUAUGCCAUAACGAACAUCUGGCUUUCGAUGGUUCUAGAUCUAUCGGUAGCUUACAUUAAAUUAUGCAAUGUACGGCGUCAAUGUUGGUCUCACAUUCACUAACACCAAAUUAAUUUAUCCACAAAGAAAAAUCGCUAUCGGUUAGCGCCAUCUUGCUUGUUCAAGUUGUCACUCGAAAAGAGGUUACUAUAUUAUAAUUUUUUUUAUUAAUGAAACGUAAAAUCAUGAUCAUUGAAUGCAUACGUGACGCAGUGGAUGACCGCCUUUGUCUACACGGCGCAUUUUGUGUUGGUAGGUUGCAUUAUUUGGAAAGUCAAGAGGUGACAGUUCUGUAGCACCCUGUGCGACUAGCACGAAUAUUUCCGGGAACAUAAUCAAAUCGACAAUUUCAAAGUUUCUAUGGAUCGUUUCGGAUUAAAUAGUUCGUUUUACGUUCGAUAGAGGCGCUGUCCGUUUUCCAUAUAAAUUGUGUCGAUUAAAUUUUCUCAAAAUCUCUUGCUAGCCCCACAGAUGUAUUUUAUGCGAUAGAGUUAACAACAUGCGUAGACACGUUUUUGAAAAAAAACGGUGAUAUUAGAUUUAUGAUCUUUGGAGCCAAUUGGGAACUUUAUAACGGCCCUAAUGUCCCAACUACAUUAUUAUAAUAACGAAACUGCUUACGCAUUGUUGUUUUCUGAACAUUAGGAGCUGAAUCAAAAAUAAUUUAUAGUCUUAAGGCUAAUUUUUGGCAUAGUGUUCUGUUUGCUUUCAUAAAUAAUCUCAAAAAGCAUACUUUGGAAACUUGUAAUCAUUAUGUAAAAGAAGCUAAGUACCAGGUUUUUCCUACAUCGAAGAGAGACUUUUCUAAGUGUGGGAAAUGGUUCUUAUAUAUAACAAAAACAAGCAAACCCACGUGUGCGAUAAGUAUUAUAUUUGAUUGUCACAAAAUUAAGUGUGUGUAGUCUCAAAAUUUAAUCGCUCGAGUCUCGAAACAAAAUGUACUGUGUGGCCAUUGCAUAUUAUAUAGCUUGCUAGUGUUUUAAUUAUUUAUAAAUUAGAUAUCGUAUUAGAGUAUAUUUAUUUUUAUAUAUAGAGCCUUUGGAAAUUUUGUUGAUAUAUUUUAUUGAAAUAUGCGACACUUAUUGGUAUGUAGCAGUUAAAGUUUUAAGUUUUAUUCGGUAAGUGACAUAGGAAUGUGUUUAUUUUAUAUUUUAUAAAAAGAAAUAUUCCUGGAUUUAAUAAUUUAGAUGGUAAUUUUCACAUUUCGAUUCCCUUUGUCACACUCGAAUAAAAUGUCUGUAUCGAAUGCAAUCUGUCGUUCUUGACCCGAUAGGCGCUGUGUGGUUCUUGUUGUUAUCAUUUACUUUUACUGAUUUAAGAAUCAUUGUACCCGUAUGUUUGUAAUCCAUUUUACAGUUUGCGUUAAUUAUGUUAUUUUGAUUAGGAUCAAUUUUGUUUUAAAGCUUCUAGGUAUCCGCGUACGCAUAAUAACAUUUUUUUAUAUUUUUAUUAAUAUUUUUUCUUUCAUUUUAUUUAUCUUUAGGUAGGUAGGUUCAACAAAUUCUUUCAAAUUAUUAUUGUUAAAUUAGAAAUAGAUAAUGUUGUAGUAGAAACCAAUGACGCGACAGCAUCGCUCGUACAGAUCAAAAUGAAUUGUUUUUAAUAAUUAUUUUUGUUUUAACAGAAUAUGCAUUCAAGCUUUCUAUAUUAAUAUCAUAGUAGGUAUUUUAUAAACAACAUAAUUUUCAAAUCCAUGUGAUCCAAACGUGUAACAGAGAUGUGAAGAUUAUAAUUAUUACUAGAUAGGUAGGUUUAAUAAAUUUUAAAUUCCAUUCAAUAACAAA
Plodia interpunctella (Indianmeal moth) is the source of this 7950-nucleotide messenger RNA. It is a transcript of the gene unk, whose product is annotated as unkempt. Lineage: Eukaryota; Metazoa; Arthropoda; Insecta; Lepidoptera; Pyralidae. The record is from RefSeq and is a predicted model, not a curated record. The coding region runs from base 269 to 2281 and encodes 670 amino acids. Gene Ontology annotation, molecular function: metal ion binding. The transcript has 6 exons.